AUGGCAAACGAACUCUCUGCUGAAACUCUUUCCACGAUUUUCGAAUAUUUAACAAACGAGGAAUUAUUCAAAAUCGUUUUUGUCAACAAAUCGUGGUGUAAUUCGGCAGUUCGAGUGCUUUGGCGAUCGCCAUUUGAAUUUUAUAAUGAGUUGAUUGAUGAUGAAUAUGAAGAGAACGUAAAAGACGAAAGACAAAUUAGAAAAGGAAAUGCCGUGAUACGUACUUUGAUGACUUUUCUGGGGGAAGACGAGGAAAAAUCGCUUGUUGAACAGGGACUCGAAUUAUCUUCGAAACCAAAAAAGUCCGCACUCGCAUUUAAUUAUCCGUCAUUUAUCAUUGUCUUUGAAUACACCAAUAUUCUAUUAUCGAUCGAGGAUUGGCUUGACACCUCGACAAAAUUGCAACGUCAAAAUGAUCGUUACAAAAUAUUACACGAUGAGAUAUUCAAAUCAUUGAGUAAAUUAAUUUUCGCGGAAUCGCCCGGAAUUGAAGAAUUAACUUGCGUCACCUCAUACAAACUCAAUCUAUUUACUAUUCCAAACGCAGUGAAUAGCUUGUCGAAAAUCAAAAGAUUCUCGAGUGAUUUCAUGAAUAUUUCAAAAGAAUUUUUCAUUGCAGCGUCUCAGCAUUGUGUCGAAAUUAAACACCUUUCACUUCGUCACUGUACAGAUGACGAAGUCUUGGUAAACUUUAUUGCUAAUCAACAAAAACUUGAGGCUUUCGAAGUUAAAGGAAUCGAUGAACCAUUGCCGGAGGUGAUCGAUGUAAUAAGAAGUAAAGGUUCGACAUUGAAAAAAUUAGUUAUUGAAGAAGUGAUCUCAUUGCCGCCGACAUUGCUUGUUGGUUUGGAAAAUUUGGAAGAAUUUAGGUUAAAACAUUUUUAUGAUCCUACCAACGAAGACCUUCAAGAAUUUUCAGAUACGAUGGAAGGAAUCGCAGAGACGCGAUUCAAUAAUUUGAAAUCUUUACACUUAUUGAUCGACGAAGCAGAUCCUGAAAUUCUUGCACGUAUUUUAGAGAACACGGAUAUGAAACUGAAAUCAUUCACGUUGAGUUAUUUGAAAUUUGAAGGAGAAUUAGACGCAAACGAUUUAUGGGAAGCGAUUGCAGGAUUUUGUCCGAUGUUGGAGGAACUGCAUCUGGAAACAUUUAAUCUAAACGAAUUAUUCAUCGGUCUUCAAAUUAUUUUCGGCGGAUGUUCUCUCCUACGAGCAUUGACUAUUUCAGAGAAUAAAGAAGGUGAUGGUGAAUACGGACCAUAUGAUGUUUCAGACGAACUUGCCAUAUUGGGGCCUUCAAUUCCGCCCACUUUACAGAUUUUUGAUUUAAGCCAAGCGGAUGCAAUUUACACGCCACAAGCUCUUGAAGAAUUCCUUGAUGGAUGUGCCGAGAAAUUGAAAAAACCGUUAUCGUUGAAGCUGGAAUCUCAGUAUCUUGAACCUACGCAUUUUGAUGUUCUGCAUUUGUUUGGCGAAGAAGAGGCUAAUGAGAGUGGAGACGAAAACAUUGGAGAAAGAAUCUUUACUAUUCUCCCGAGACCUAAUUUGGAUGCGGCAGAUAACGAUAAUAAACAAUAA
Ambispora leptoticha is the source of this 1578-nucleotide messenger RNA. Lineage: Eukaryota; Fungi; Glomeromycota; Glomeromycetes; Archaeosporales; Ambisporaceae. The record is from the annotation of a GenBank genome assembly.